CUCUCUCUCUCUCUCUCUCUCUGAUUUAUAGGUGUUUCAGAUGUAAACCGAAACUAAAAGUUUGAGUUCGUCUUGUGAUAAGACUACAUUUCUGAACGCUAUAUACCAAAGCUUACAACUUCUGUCUUAUUUAUCGUUUGAGAUCGAGAAACCAGGAUGUCCCACACAGUCAUACCCAUGAACUCUUCAACACUCAUCAUCCAGUUUCAACCAGUAACACAAACAGCUCCGGUGACGACGGAGACAAAUGCUCCUGCGCCUGUUUAUGUACAACAGAUGACGGGAGCUUCAUCUCUUCAUGGACUUCAGGCAUUUCUGAAAGGACAACCGAAAGCCCUUGGGACGGUCCAGAUAAUGAUCGGUGUGAUGACUCUCCUGUUUGGCAUUGUGUCUACAGUUUAUGCAGAAGCCAUCUCUGUCUAUGCUGCUAUUCCUCACUGGGGAUCUCUCAUCUACAUUAUCUCAGGCUCACUCUGCAUUGCUGCAGAAGACAAAAUUAAUUCACCCUCCAGUUUGUGUUUGGUGAAGGCUUCACUGGGAAUUAAUAUUUGCAGUACUAUAACCGCAGGCAUUGCCAUUAUUUGUCUUUCACUGGAUUUGCUUAUAGGUCCACCCAUGUUCUGCUGGAGUUAUAACUGUAAUUAUUCAAGAAGUUAUGAGAUUAUCUAUAAGGGAAACAGAACUGUGUUGCUGUUAUUCGCCAUGCUUGAGUUUAUCAUCACCAUCUGUCUGUCAGCAUUUGCCUGUAAAGCCAAUGCCUGCUGUUCUUCUUCUCGGGUGCAGUUUGCUCAAGUUUCAACACUACAGUCCUCUGAUUUCAGACCCAUUCGUUUCCAGGAUCUUAACAGCUCAGAGAUACCUGUGACCAGCAGCUCUUCCAUUCAUCACCAUCCUGCAGACGCGCCGCCAGAAUACAGUGAAUGCAAUCAAUAUGAAUAAGUGGACAGUAUUCCCUUAUAAAAAACAAAUAUA
Messenger RNA from Carassius carassius (crucian carp), 972 nucleotides. RefSeq names its product membrane-spanning 4-domains subfamily A member 4A-like. The record is from RefSeq and is a predicted model, not a curated record. The coding region runs from base 157 to 939 and encodes 260 amino acids. Gene Ontology annotation, cellular component: membrane. The transcript is spliced from 8 exons. Lineage: Eukaryota; Metazoa; Chordata; Actinopteri; Cypriniformes; Cyprinidae.